CACCCGUGACUUCUAGCUCCACAUACUCUUUAUUUAAUUUCAAUGCCUUAUCCUUCCCCCAAAAAAAAAAUCAGAACCCAAUUUUAUCACUCUCUUAUUGCAAUGGCUUCAAGCACCAACAGCAAUGAGAUCAUCCAUGAUUUCCCACCAUUCUUCAAAGCAUUCAAAGAUGGCCACAUAGAAAGGUACAUGACCCAUGACCAUUUCCCAGCUGGGCUCGACCCAAACACCGGUAUCCAAUCCAAAGACGUGGUCAUCUCACCCGAAACCGGUUUAUCAGCCCGAAUCUACACCCCCAAAAUCAACGGCCCAGAUCAAAAGUUACCACUUCUCGUCCACUACCAUGGUGGAGGCUUCUGUGCUGGAUCACCGUACGAAACUGUCCUUCACAAAUUCAUCAUAUCUUUGAUUUCCCAAGCCAAUGUUGUUGUUAUCACCGUUGAUUAUAGGCUAGCCCCAGAGCACCCACUACCGAUUGCAUAUGAUGAUUCGUGGGCCGCGUUGCAGUGGAUUGCUACUCACUCUAAUCACCAAGGACCCGAACCGUGGUUAAACGAGUAUGUGGAUUUCGGGCGGGUUUUCUUGGCGGGUGAGAGUGCUGGAGCUAAUAUAACACACUACGUGGCAGUCCGAGCUGGCGCUACUGGAUUGGCUGGGUUGAAGAUUGUUGGGUUAAUUAUAAUUCACCCUUUCUUUGGGGACAAAGAGCGUGAUGAGAUGUACAAGUUUUUGUGUCCUACAAGUUCCGGGUGUGAUGAUGACCCGAAAUUGAACCCGGCGGUGGAUCCGGAUUUGUCUAGCUUGGGGUGUUCUAAGGUUCUUGUGUGCGUGGCAGAGAAGGAUUGGUUGAAAGAUAGAGGGGUGACUUACUGUGAGAUUUUGGGCAAGAGUGGGUGGGGUGGUAGCGUGGAAUUGUUGGAGAGUAAAGGGGAGGACCACUGCUUUCAUUUGUUCAAUGCUGAUGGUGAAAACUUUAGGCCCCUGAUGAAAAAGUUUGUUGACUUCAUUUUAAGGGAUUAAAGUGUUUAUGUUAUGAUAAAUUGCAAUCGUA
Molecule: messenger RNA, 1051 nt
Organism: Quercus robur (English oak)
Lineage: Eukaryota; Viridiplantae; Streptophyta; Magnoliopsida; Fagales; Fagaceae
Product: probable carboxylesterase 1
Exons: 1
Coding region: 43-1020 (325 amino acids)
Molecular function (GO): hydrolase activity
Source: RefSeq, a predicted model, not a curated record